Messenger RNA from Penicillium longicatenatum, 1785 nucleotides. RefSeq lists its product as uncharacterized. The record is from RefSeq and is a predicted model, not a curated record. Bases 1 to 1785 code for a protein of 594 amino acids. The transcript has a single exon. NCBI's taxonomy places the organism in Eukaryota, Fungi, Ascomycota, Eurotiomycetes, Eurotiales, Aspergillaceae.
AUGCGUUACACUCUGAUCAACGGCCUUCUUCUGUUGGCUGUCUCGCCAAUGACAUCUCUGGCCUUGCCAGUCGACCCCAAUGACCAGUCUGGUGUCUGGGACCCCAGUGGUCAGUACCGCAAGGGCCACUAUGAGAACGGCCAGUUUGUUCCCAACGCUGGCUCGGACUAUGACAAUGGUCAGUACAACAACGGCCAGUAUAACAAUGGUCAAUACAACAACGGCCAGUACAACAAUGGCCAAUACGAUAACGGUCAAUACAACAACGGCCAAUUCAACGACCAAGACCAGACUGGCGAAUAUAACAACGGAUACGAUAACGACGAGUACACCAAUGGUGAGAAUGGCCGUUACCAGCGCCGUGGUCGGGUCGGCCGCCCCUUCGGCAAUGAGCGCUACCGCGUCGGUGUUCCUGGAGUUGGUGUCCCUGGUGUCGGUCUCCCCGGUGUUAGCCUCAAGGCUCGCAAUUGGCCUUAUGAUAACAACAACAACCAAAAUGGCUGGACUGAUGCCAAUGGCCAGUGGCACUCCAACAACAACCAGAAUGGCUGGACUGACGCCAACGGUCAAUGGCACUCCAACAACAACCAGAAUGGCUGGACUGACGCCAACGGUCAAUGGCAUUCCAACAACAACCAGAAUGGCUGGACUGACGCUAACGGUCAAUGGCACUCCAACAACAACCAGAAUGGUUGGACUGAUGCAAAUGGCCAAUGGCACGCGACUGCCAAGCGUGGUCUCUCUAUGCCCGGUGCUGCCAACGUUCCCAACACUGGAGCUGCUAACCUUGGCGCUGGUGUCCCUGGUGUCCCUGGUGUUCCCGGUGUUCCCAGCGUGCCCGGCGUCCCUGCUGCCGGAGCUGGUGUGACAAACCUCGGCGCUAUGAACGGUGCUACCGGUGCCACCGGUGCCACCAACCUUGGUGCGAUGAACGAUGCUAAUGGCGCUACUGGUACCAACGGCGUCAACAACCCUGCUCAAUCUGGUGCUGCUUCCGGUCUUCACGUCCGUUGGUACCGCCCAGAGAACUAUGACAACUACAACGACGACAACUAUAACAACGAGAACGAUGGCUACUACCGAGACAACGACCGCGAUAGUGAAUAUGAGCGCGAGCGUGAGCAGGACCGUGAAGAAGAUCGCCAGGACGCCGCUGCCAUCACAAAUGGUGUUCUCUCCAACCUAAAGGCCCGCCACUACCCCAACGGCGACUACGACAACGACUACUACAACAACGGCGACCGUGAGAGUGAGCGCGAGCACGAGAGACACCGCGAGGAAGACCGCGAAGAUGCCGCCGAUGCCGCUGACGCCGCAACUUCCGUCCUGACCGGCCUGAAGGCUCGCCACUUCCCCGGCAACGAAUACCACGACAGCAACCGCCUGAGCCACGCCGCUGCUGAGGCUUUGACCCACACUCCCACCGUCACCAAGCGCUGGUGGCCCUUCGGUGGCUGGAACCGCAACAAGGACAACUACUAUGACAACGACAACUACGAUGACAACGACAACUACGGAUACAACGACAAGUGCAAGAACGGUGACUACAACGAUGAGUCUGGCUGGGACUGCCGCCACGACUGGGAUGCCAACCGCUACUCUACUCCCACUCCCCGUGUCUGGGCCCGCGGUCAGGAGACCAAGGCCAGCUCGCCUUACCCGCAGGCUACCGGCGCUGCUGGUAUGACGAACGGUGCCCAGAAGGGUGCUGAGGGCGAGUACCGUCACGACAACAACAACCAGGAGGACAAGGACCUCAAGGCUACUGGUACCAUGGCCCAGUAA